Messenger RNA from Clavispora lusitaniae ATCC 42720, 5313 nucleotides. RefSeq names its product guanine nucleotide exchange factor DCK1 (gene DCK1). The record is from RefSeq and is a predicted model, not a curated record. Gene Ontology annotation, molecular function: guanyl-nucleotide exchange factor activity; small GTPase binding. Lineage: Eukaryota; Fungi; Ascomycota; Pichiomycetes; Serinales; Metschnikowiaceae. Gene Ontology annotation, cellular component: cytoplasm; plasma membrane. Gene Ontology annotation, biological process: small GTPase-mediated signal transduction.
AUGUCUUUCAACCAAGCCACAAAUGGGGCUCAAAACAUGGAUGGUGAUUUGAACCAAUCGAAAGCAGUUGUGCCACCAUUGCCUUUUGAUACUUUUACUUUCGCUGAAGACUUAGUGAGCGAAAUCACCUACGCUAUGAAUUUGUUGACUUCGCAUAUCUUUGCGUUGUACUCGAUUGGAGAGUUUAGACUUUUCAACGAGCUUUCAAGCAUCUAUCACAAGUUAGAUGAGGUUAGAAUGAAGUUGACUGAUAGCUUUUUAACUUUCUACGAAGUUUGCGUCUCAAAGGAAACUGCGACGUUUUUGUUAAGUCUGAUUCCCAAGAAGUUGGCGUCCAAGACCGCAAGACUCAACGAAAAGAGCUACGAUUUGGACAACAAGUACACAGACAUCUCUGGGUACAAAGCAAUUCUUGCACGUGACGCCUUUGAUGGGUCGUUAUUGAAUUUGAAAAAUGCUGAAGCUUCGCAAUUAGCCUUCAACCAAGUGUUGGGAGCUUUGUCCCCCAAGUUCCCCAUAAAUGCUCAUAAUAGCCCUGAGACCUAUUCAUUAAAGCCUUCUCCAAAUGAAAAGCUUUUUCAUGAACCCCCAUCCCACCUUUUGGUCGAUUUCAAGUCUGUCAGUGGAUCUUCGAGCUACCAACCACCUGGGUUCGCAGGUAUGAUUGCGUAUUUGUAUGUGAGAAAUCAGAAGAAAAGAUUGACUGAAGCGUUCGCUGUUCACACGGAUACUGUGGAUGAACUUGUCUCCGUUGAGAAGAUCAGUGCCGCAUUGUUCAGAAACAUUCCAGCCAGUGAAGUAGAAAACAAUAGAGUUUACUUGGUUGCUGUCUUGACGGAGGAAAUUAACUUGCCUACUAAGGAUCUGUCUAGCCCACAAAUUAAAUGUGUCAAGAAAGGUGUCGCUGCUGGUGUUGCAGACAUCACCAGAGUUUUCUCAAGAAAUCACGGCUCUUUGGCUCAGGGAGAACCUCAUCAGUUCUCGAUCAAAUUGUUUGGAUCAUAUGUCCUGAAGAGGAAGGCAGUCGACACUCAUAAGAUCGAGAACAAUGGUUGGGGAGAAGUUGUGGACCGGAUUAUCAGUGGGUCAAAUGUUGGAGUUGCAAUCAAUCCGAGAGCGGAGAAAUUGGUGGUCAACAUCAUGGAGUUCAAGCAUCAGCUUAGUGAGAGUGCUGAUGUUUCCGCACUGGAAGUGAACUUCGAUCCUACAAAUGCCUCUGCUACCAGGACGGCCCCCAUUGCGGAAAUUAAGCCUAUUUUCUUUGAUCCAUUGGCUGAAAACUAUGAGCGCAUUUAUUUAAAGGUGGGUAAAAUCAAUCUUUCAACCAACGUUAACAAGGAGGAUUUGGUUACUAUUGAAGUAAGUGCACCAAACAAUCCCUCAAUUACUUUUGCUAAAGCCUCAAACCAGAUUGAAGAUACUACCUGGCAGUUCAUUUCUAUCUAUUCGGGUGAAGUUGUUGGCGAGAUCGUUAAAGUCAAUGGUAUUAGCAACAAGAACCCGAAUAGGAAGGCUCUAAAGCAGGAUGCCAUUUUGUUAUCCUUGUAUGUUAACGGUGUUUUGUGUGGCCAGGGUGAGGUAAUGUACAGAUCAGGAAACAAAUUGAUCGAGUUCAAUCAGAAAAGUUUCUACACUUUGAACAUUAACUCUCCUUCUCAUAAAAACCCUGUUGCUCAGGUUGAGAUUCAUACAGAGUACAUUGGCAAAGUCUUCAACGUCGAAGCUUGUAUGGAGAAUAUUUUCCAAUACAAACGGUUCUUCAAAGCUGGUCAAAUUGGGUUAGAUGAGCUAAGCAAGGCCUUAUUUGAAUUCUGCAGAAUAGACAUUUCUACCUUGGUGAGAUUUUUCCCCGAGUUAUUGUCUUCCAUUUUCAAGAUUUGUGAUAUAUGCUUCAGCAAUUCAACUGAUCCACAUUAUGAAAUUAUGUUGGACAAUUCUUUCAAAGCUAUAGUACAUUUGCUUGACACUCUUUUUGGAAAGCAAGACCAAUACUUGUACAUGUUUGACAGAUUCCUUACCGAGAAUAACAACUCUUCUGCUGUUGGUGUUUUCUUAUUAAACAAGUUGACGGAGAUAUUUGUGAGAGCUCAGUCGAAUUGGAAUGCAACUUCAAGAUCAGUUUGCCGGAUCAUAGUUCUUAUUGUGAAACUCGCACUUGACCUGGCUAAGAACACAAAUGAUCUGAAGCCCUAUCUCGCAGCUAUUUCCUCCUUGUUUAAGUCAACUUCUUUCUUCGUCUCUAUUGAAUCAUCUAAUCUCAUUGAAGAUCAGAUUAUGGUGGUUGAAAUCGUGGAUUAUGUUCUCUUUUAUGAGCAGUACUUUGAUGACCAAGAGAUUUUGAAACCGGUCGUUUCUUUUAUUGAGUCCAUCGGCACAAGGGGCCUUGGCGCUGACGAAGAGUCCAACCAAACCAAAAAUGCGUCUUUACUCACCAAAGACCAUAGGUUGAUAAUGAAGAAAUUGUUAGUAAUUCACAGAUUGUUUAGUACAAAGCUUUCUCAAAGGGUUGAAAACUUCAAAUUGUUGAUAUCCAAAAGUGUGAAUUGGGCAAUGGACGUGCUUUUAGGUCCAUUAGAUAUUGAUGCCACAAGAUUGGCAUGCUCCAUUUUGAACUGCGUUUGCAGUUCUUUGUGGAAUAACAUCAAUAAUGACUUUGUUAAGCCAAUCUGUUUCUCUCUUUCGAAAUUCUUGAUGGCAAUUUCCAGAACAUUUAUCAAGUACAACAAAUUCACAAGAGGAAUGGAGUACUUUAAGCCGAAAAAAUCGUUCACAGCUAUAUUCCAAAAAGAUUACCCGUUCAGAGAAAUAGUUAUUGACAAUAUAGUCGGCGAGGAAGUUCUUGUUGAAGUUCUUGUUGAAUUGGCAACUAUCUUCGUUUACAUUGCAAAGAUAGGUAUCACCUCCGCCGGCAUGGAUGGUUUCUAUUUGAUUAACAAUACAGAAAUUGAGGAUGACUUCUUCGACCCAGUGAAGUGUACUUCCAAUAAUGGCCUCAAUGAAGACCUCCUCACUGUUUUAUCAGGUAUUCAACUCAUCAGGCAAGGUAAGUUCUUCCCAGAAGAUAAAUGGUUGUCUCUCUACGCUAUGUUGGCAGAGGGCUGCUUACUGGCUUUGGAAUUAGUGAGACCACUCAUGAUCGCUCAUUUCAUUCCAGUGGUGGAUAACCCUGAUUUGUUCGAUAGAUCUCUCUGGGGUAAUUUCUUGAGAGCAUUAUUAAAACUAGGAUCACUUGCUCCUGUUUCUAUCGAGCAUUUGUCAACUGUUCCCAGAAAAGCCUGUUACCAAAUUACCGGCACAAUGCGAGACCGUAUUUCAUCAAUACUUAACGAAGCAUGGGACAGUUUAGCUUGGGAUUCCACUGAAGAAGACAUUGUGAGAUUUCAUCUCACUAAAUUUGGAGGUUACCAAGUUGAAUUCAUCAGUAGUGACUUCGCAAUUCUUCAAGAUUUGAUGCUCUUUGCUUUACAGAGAAAUCCAAACUGUCAGGAAGUUGCUGUGAAAAUGCUCUGGUCUAUUCUUGUAUCUGAAUUUAUUUUGAGUGAUGGUAUUGUCGAUGUGGAAAGGGAAUGUCUCGUUGGUUUGCAUGAAAUUUAUUAUAGAACUGCUUACAAGCCGGGAAGAAACGAGCAAAACAGCUUCAUAGAGCGAAUUAAGUCCACAAUAAGAUUAGACAUUGAGGAUGUUGUCUAUUCUACGAUUAUGCAAUUUAUUUCCAACUUAUCGAACUUUAUGGAAGUUUUGAAUGACUUAAACAAUGUUCCAGUUGGUCCAGAGUUUGAGGAUGACCGCACAUUCCAUAAAUUGAACAUCAAAGCUUACUUGAAAAACGCAAACAAAUCCGAGCUCUUGUACUCUUUCAUCAAUCAGAUGUAUGAGGAUAACUUGAAAAAGCCCAAUUAUGUGCAAGCUGCAUUGUGCUUAGAAUUGUUGGCAUCGACGAUAGAGUGGGAUCACUACACUGAAUUACCCCAAUCCUACAGACCUAAAUUCCCCAAACAGUCUGCAUUUGAGCGGAAGGAAGAUUUGUUGAAGAUGAUUGCUCAGAACUAUAUUAAGGGUAACAGCUUAGAGAGGGCUACAGACACAUACAAUGAAUUAUUGGAAGCCUAUAGUCAGCACACAUAUGAUUUGAAAUCUUUUGCCUACGUGCAUCAGAAGUUGGCUAGACUCUACUUGGAUAUGGAGUCUUCAGAUAAGUUGAGCCCAUCGUAUUUCCGAGUAGCUUAUAUUGGUGCUGGAUUCCCAGUCAAUAUAAGAGGAAAGGAACAAAUCUUCGAGGGACUUCCAUUCGAACACAUUACUUCUAUUCACGAGCGCUUACUCAAGUUGUAUCCUGGAGCUAGAAUUGUCACCGAUGAUGAACAGGCUCGUGAACUCAAGGCUCGAGUGCAGACUGGAAGAUACUUGCAUGUUAAUGUGGUUGAACCAGUGAAUGAAAUCUCUGACAAAUUGUUGAACACGUCUGUUGGUGUACGUCAUUACGCUAGAAACAAAAACUUGAGACAUUUUUCCACUGUGAAGAAGAUACCAGGGUCAUCUUCUGUGUUUGACUUGUGGACAGAAGAAGUCACAUAUGAGACGCAACUUUCGUUCCCAACAUUGAUGAAUCGGAGUGAUAUUAAGAGCACGAACGUGGUUCGUCUUUCGCCAUUGGACAAUGCUGUACGUACCAUUCUCAACAAGAUUAACGACUUGGUUCAAUUGGAGAGUAUGAUCAACAUUGCUUACAAAGAAAAAACGGAUUACUCAUCGUUACUUCAUGACUUGAGCAGAGAGUUGACAGGAACAGUGAAUGCGCCUGUGAAUGGCGGAAUCGGGCAAUACCGCACCUUUUUCUUGGAUCCUCGUUAUGAUGGCAAAUCAGACUAUGCGUAUAACAUCAGAUUGUUGAGAAACUCAUUUUACGACUUGACUAAAGUCUUGAACCGUUGUUUACAUUUACACGGUAAAUUGAUUGGAUAUGGUAUGAAAAACUCCCAAGAAGCAUUGGUUGAUUUAUUCAAGCGCAAUUUCAAAGAGGAAAUUGAUGCAUUAAAAAUAAACACCGACUACGAGCAUAACGCUUAUAACCACAGCACCAACUAUUCUAAUACAGUCAAGGAGAAAAAAGCUGGCAGCUCCAUGACUGGUUCUGAAAGCACCAUGUCAAUGUCAACGGGCGCCGGUACAGGUUUGCAUAGAACACUGAGCAAAGGCUCUAAAACGUCUUCCAACUCCGAUUCUACAAACUUUUCUGACCCUAGUCUCAAUACUUUCGGUACUCUUAGUCGCAAGUACAAACGGACAGCAUUGAACUGGAGAAAAAUUCGUUAG